AUGUCGAAACGCGUAGCAGUGGUUACUGGUUCAAAUAAAGGUAUUGGUUUUGCCAUUGUCAGAGCAUUGUGCAAGAACUUUGAUGGUGAUGUUGUGCUUACAGCUCGAAACCCUGAACUUGGUAAACAAGCAGUUUCAGAUUUGGAGAAAGAAAAUCUGCAUCCUAAAUUCCACCAGCUGGACAUAGAUGACCAUAACAGUGUUGUAAGAAUUCGUGACUUUCUGAAAGAAAACUAUGGAGGUCUGGACAUUCUUGUUAACAAUGCUGGCAUUGCAUACAAGCAAGCAUCCACUGUUCCAUUCGCUGAACAAGCUGAGGUAUCAACAAAGACAAACUUCUUCAACACAUUAAAUGUUUGUCAGGUUCUCUUCCCUUUGCUUCGGCCACAUGCUAGGGUUGUGAAUUUGUCCAGCUAUGGUUCUCAGAUGGCUUUAUCUAAGUGCUCCAAUGAAUACAAGGCUAAAUUUACUGAUCCUAAUCUCUCUAUGGAUGAGCUGAAAUCUAUCAUCAAAAAAUUUGUUGACUUGGCUAAAGACAACAAACACCAGCAGGCAGGUUUCCCUGACUCAGCUUACGGCAUGUCAAAGAUUGGUGUCACUGUCAUGUCAAUAAUUCAACAGAGAGAACUGGACAAGAAAGGCUGUCAAGAUAUUGUUGUCAAUGCUUGUUGUCCCGGUUACGUUGCCACUGAGAUGACCAGCUAUAAAGGAACUCUCACAGUUGACCAAGGAGCUGAAACACCUGUGUAUUGUGCUCUUCUACCUGCAAACAUUGACAGCCCCAGGGGACUUUUUAUCAGGGAGAAGAAAGUUUCUGAAUGGAAAGCAUGAAAAUCAAGUUCUCAAACUAGGACGUUUUUGUCAUACAAGGCUGAAAAAAUAAUUCUGUAAUUUUAAACUGUAAAUUAAAAUUUGUUUUAAUUAAGAUGAAGAUUGGCAAAAUACAUGACUAAUGAUAGUUCUCAUGCACUUUGACAGUGACAAAUAACAAAUUCACCUUGUAUGUUAAUAAAAUAUGUAUUCACUUUCCAGCUAAUGUCAGUAAUAAAGGUAAAAACUAUUGACAUUUGGAAACUUUAAAGAGACACUUUUUAAAGUUUCUGUUCACAAAAA
Messenger RNA from Physella acuta, 1113 nucleotides. RefSeq names its product carbonyl reductase [NADPH] 1. Gene Ontology annotation, molecular function: carbonyl reductase (NADPH) activity. NCBI's taxonomy places the organism in Eukaryota, Metazoa, Mollusca, Gastropoda, Physidae. The record is from RefSeq and is a predicted model, not a curated record.